Condylostylus longicornis is the source of this 3708-nucleotide messenger RNA. Its product is annotated as myb-like protein D. The transcript has 4 exons. The record is from RefSeq and is a predicted model, not a curated record. The coding region runs from base 1369 to 3693 and encodes 774 amino acids. NCBI's taxonomy places the organism in Eukaryota, Metazoa, Arthropoda, Insecta, Diptera, Dolichopodidae.
UAUAUAUAAACCUUUUUUAAUAAAAAAAUUUUUUUUUUUUGUUAAUUUUUGCUUCCUAAAAGCAAAAAUUUUAGACUAAAAUUUUUGAAACCAAAUUGUGUUCAUUACAAAAAAAGAAAAAGCAAAAAAAUUUUAAAUAUAAUAUAAAACUUAAUUAAAAAUGAACUUACUUUAAAUAUGUAAAAAGAAAAAAAAAGUUUAAUAAAAUAUUCCAUAAUUUUGUAAUAUAUAUAAAAAUUAAAUACAACAAUAGUUUAUUAAAAAAAACAAAAAGAAAACUUAAUUAAUUCAUAAAAACAAUUAAUAGUGAACGUUAAAUAGCGAAAAAUACAUAUAUAAAUUAAUAAAAUAAAUAAGUAAAUAGUUGAAAUAAAUUAAAUAAAUAAUAAAAUUUAAUAAAAAUAUAAAAACACAAGUGAAAUAAUCAUAAAACUAUUAGUAAAAAAAAAAGAAGAAAAAAAUAUUAAAUAAUUUGAAGAAAAAAAAAACAAAAAGUUAACAUAAAUAUAAAUUAAGGGUCAGAAAAAAAAAUUAAAUUUAAAUUAUAAUAAAAUAAAAUAAAAAGAAGAAAAAUAAAUAAAUAGUUAUAAAAAAUAGGAAAUAGAUAAUUUUUUGUAUUGAAAUUUAAAAAAAAUAAUAGAAAAAUUUCACAUUAAAAAAUCAACACUUUUAAAAAAAUUUUUUAAACUAACAAACACAACAUUACAAAUUGUAAUUUGAAAUUCACCAAACAAAAAAAAACAAGCCGAAAUUUUGUUUAUUUUUUUGUUUAAUUUAAUAAUUUAAUUUUUUGUUUUUAAAAAUAAUAAAUAUCAAGAAAAAAUUUAGAAUAAAAUAAUAUAAAAGUAGUUUCUAUACAUAAUAUUAUAUAAAAUAAAUACCUAAAAAUAAUAUAAAAAACAUAAACAAAAAUUCAGAAAAAUAAACAAUUUUGAUUAUAUCUAGAAUAUUAUAAUAAAUCAUUAUAUAGAAUUAAUUAAAUGAAAUUUCAAUAUUGAUAUUAAAAACAAUAAAAUUAAAUAAAAUAAAUAAAUAAAACGAUACUCUAAAAAUAUAAUUAAAAUUCAAAAAUCAUAACCAUAAGUGCAAAUGAAAAAUAUAAAUUAAAAUAAAAUAAUUAAAUAAAAUAAAAAAAUUUGAAAAAAAAAACUAAUUUAAAAUAAUUAAAUUACAUACUAAUUUUCUUAAAAUAAUUAAAAAUAAAACUGAAAAAGAAAAUACAAAAAGUUCAACUAAAUUACAAAUAAAUAAAAAUUUUUAACAAAUUUCAAAAGGAUUAUGGCGAAUUUUAUAGUAAAUCUGAGACGGAAAAAGGUUGACCUUACGUGUGAUUAGGACGUGUUGUUACCCUAUAGCCCCUUUGCAGAUAUGGGCGCAACAUGGCCUCAGCACAACUAUUGCAUUUUUAUGAGACAGCAGAAAAAAAUAAACAAAAAAUUACAAAAAAAUAUUUUAGCAAUAAAAAAAAAUCAAUCACAAAACAUCAUUACAAUCUCUGCCAACAAAAAAUUAAAAAAUCCAAAAAAAUUAAUAGAAAAAUUCAAAAUUAUAUUAAAAUUUCCAUUAUUAUUGGAAAAUCGAAAACAAUAUCAUUUUUUACGAAAAACAUCGAAAAUAAAAAAAGAAAAUUUAGAAGAAAAUUUCAAAUUAAAAUCGCAACUAAUACAGCAAUUAAACAUCGAAGAGUAUGGAACUACAAAAGAAAAUAUUUAUUACGAAAAGAAAAAGCAAUCAACAACGAUCAAAAGAAAUUUUCCAAUCAAUUACAAAGCAACAGAAACGACAAAAACAACAAGAACAACAGAAGAAAAGAAAAAUUUUCAUCAUACAAUGCAGAUGAUCCCAUUAAAAUCAAUAAAAAGAAUAACAAUAAAUUCAAACUACUAUUAUCACUUUGGAAUUGUUCAAACAGUAAUGAUGAAAUUUUUUAUGCUAAUGAUAAUGAUUAUACAAUUAGUUGCUUUGUUAUAUGUAAUAAAAAAUUUUCAAUCAAAAAUAUUUCCUCCUAUAAACGAACAGAAAGAAAAAAUGAUCGAAAAAUGGAAUUUUCAAAAGAGAUUACUAAUGUUAGUGAACGGAUUCUUUUCAAUAAUCAUAUGUCUUCUGUAUCUGAUAAAUAUUAUUCUUCCUUUUUCAAUAAAAAAAAAUCUGUUAACAUUGAAUUCAAACUAUUUACUAAAAAUAAAUGUUAUACAAUGUUUAAAAAUGAAUUUGAUAUUAAAACAAAAAAUUAUACAAAUUAUAUGGAAUAUAAUUCAGUUACAGGGAGCUCUUAUAAUCGAUUCAUUGAAAACAAGAAUAUUUUUAUUAACAAGAACUACAAUUAUAACAACAACAACAAUAAUAAUAAUAAAACACAACAAAUUAUUAAUUCAUAUGAACAGGGAGAUUUUAAAAAUAAUAAUGAAAAUCAAAAUGAUAAAAUUGAUUGUAAUGAUGAUAAUAAAUAUGAUAUCUUAUGCUAUUAUCCUUAUAUUCGUUACAAAUUUGAUAAAAUUCUUAGUUAUGAUGAGCAAUUUAAGCCAUUUACCUGCCAUACAACAAAAUAUAAAUUAUUGUCUUCUGUUAAAACUGCCAACAUUAAAUUGUUGUUAUUAUUGUCAUCGUCAAAAUCAAUGUUAUUAUCAUUAUCAGAAAAAAAAUCGAAUCAAUUAUAUACAAUUGGAUCAGCAACAAAAACAUCAACAACAACAACAGCAACAACAAAAAAAGCAAUUACAAUUAUUAAUACAACAAAAGCAGAUAAAACAAUAUCAACACUUACAGCAACAAACAAUUUUACAGAACAUAACAAUAAAAAAUCAAUUCUAUGUCAUCAUCAAUCAAUUAAUAAUAAUAUUAAUUUACAUAAUACUAAGAAUGAAAUUUCAAAAUCAAAUUCAUUAUCAAUAUCAACAUUAUUACAACAAAAAUACGAACAACAGAAACUUCAACAACAACAACAACUACAAUUACAACAAAAUCAUGAAAAAUUACUACAAUUAUCACAAAUUCAAGAAGAUCAACAACACCAACGAAAUUUUAAUAAAUUGUUGCUUAAUUCAAAGCAAUAUAAAUGCCAAAAAGUGUCUUGUUGUUCAACCUGUUAUUGUUGCUGCUAUAAUAUUUGUUCCAGUUGCUGCCAUCACAUUCAAACCAAUAAUAAUAAAAAUAAUAAAAAAAUUACAAUUAAUAACAAUAUUAUUAAUUACAACAAAAAUAUACAAAAAUCAUAUUAUAAAAAAAAUGAAAAACAAAAUUUACAACAACAACAACGACAACAGAAACAACCAGAUUUACAAUUACAGAACAAGCAACAAAAACAACAGCAACAAUAUAAAAAUCAAACAAAACAAAAUGAUGAUUUUAAUCAAAAAAAUUUACGAAGACAAUACUCCCAUGCCAAAAGAAUACCGAAAUUAUCAAAUUAUAACAAAACAAUUGAAAAUAAUGAAUUCAAUGAAAAAGGAUGCAAUAUACCAAAGGAUUGGAAAAAUAGUAUUAGAAAAAAUGCAAUAUUUGUUGUUGAAAAUUUUCAAAAAUUUGCAAAAACUGUUUUACCAUUUUUUAUUCUAUUUAAUUUAUUGCCGUUACUAUGCGCAGGUAAGUCAAAAUUUUUUAUUUAAAAUUUUUAUUGUAUUUUGUAAUUUAAAAAAAAAAAUAUUUAAAUUUGUAUAUGAUAUUAAUUGUGAUAUUAAGAUUUUAAACACAUAAUGAGUUUUCCAAUUG